Messenger RNA from Parasteatoda tepidariorum (common house spider), 1196 nucleotides. RefSeq lists its product as uncharacterized. NCBI's taxonomy places the organism in Eukaryota, Metazoa, Arthropoda, Arachnida, Araneae, Theridiidae. The record is from RefSeq and is a predicted model, not a curated record.
UCUGAUUAACUUAAGCGAAUUAAUAUUACUUUUUUUGAAUAAUAAGACUUGUUAUACUAAUGUUUCUUAAAUUAUAAUUUAAUUGUAUUUUCAAUAGUUUAUAAAUUCUUGAUUGACUUUAAAUACGUUUAAAGGCAGAUAUAUUUGUGUUUGCUAUGAAGAAAAGAAUAUGUUUUGUGGUCCUACUGAUCUCAUUUUGUGUGUUAACGGAUGGAGCAGCAUUAAACACAUUUAAUGCUAAAGAUUGUCUUUUAACCUUCAUCAACUGUGCAAAAGAAGACACAUACCCUAUUCAAAAAUGGUAUUUUUCAAUUGAAAACAAUAAUGAAAAUGAAAUAAUCACUACUUUAUCAAUAUUAAAAAAUAAGAUGAACAAAUUUCCAGAUUUAAAGUGCGAUAUUGAAAACUGCUACGAGAAGAAAUCAUUCGAAGGUAUAUUUCCAUCUGAUAUGCAAAGAAAGAAUGAUACAGCGAUCAAUAAAAAGACGAAAACUGGAAAGAUUUUUAUUCGGAAAAAGAUGAAAGAUUCAAAUAAAUAUAAGCUUUUUGGGGUAGGAAUUCCAGAAGGUAAAUUAGUUGCCCAUAAAAAUAAAGGCAAUGCAUCUGACAAAUAUAAUGUGAAGAUAAACAAAGAUGAAGAAAUUGUCAACGGUGAAGAAACAAAAAAUGGUACAAGAUCGAAGCGGAGAGCAGCGGAUUGUACAAUAAAAGGCAUGGCAAACUCGUUUAUAUCUUGUACCAAGUAUUCUUCAGGAUUAUAUAAAUGUAAACAGAAGUGUGGUUACGGACAUGCAGUGGCACACGAUAAAACUAAACGAAAAAGGAAUUAUAGAUGCAAGAAAAAUAAAUGGAAACCUGAGCCUUUAAUUGAUUGUAAACCUUUGUUCAGCUGUGACGUGAAAUUAAAAGGUCCAGGAAAGCUUCAUUGUACUCAGUCAAGUUGGAAACAACCAUCCAUUUGCUCUAUUAAGUGCAGUGGAAAGAGAAAACCGAAAUCCUAUAAGUGUACAAAGGAUCUGAGAAACAAUUUACCUAAUUGUGCAUAUGUGAAUGAGUAAAAAAGUUGUCAGGAUUGACUUCAUUGUAAUUCCUCUUAUCUCAACAGGAAUGCACGAUCAGUUAUGGUCGCUUAUUUUUGCUUUUGUUUAAGUAUUUAAGUUUAUUUUUUUGUCAAAUAAAGAUAAAGUUAAAUUUUA